Messenger RNA from Myotis lucifugus (little brown bat), 351 nucleotides. RefSeq names its product collagen alpha-1(XXIV) chain-like. The transcript is spliced from 6 exons. The annotation marks the transcript as partial. NCBI's taxonomy places the organism in Eukaryota, Metazoa, Chordata, Mammalia, Chiroptera, Vespertilionidae. The record is from RefSeq and is a predicted model, not a curated record.
AUGGCUGUGGCACAGAGUCAGAUAAAAGGACCACGAGGACUGCAAGGCGAUGCUGGGCCUCCUGGAGAAAUGGGUGCUGAGGGACCUUCAGGUAUUGAGGGAGAGUCUGGUCUGCAAGGAGAGCCAGGUGCAAAGGGAGAUGUUGGACCUGCAGGCACUGCUGGAGUUACUGGGGAGCCAGGGUUACGGGGUGAGCCUGGAGCUCCUGGAGAAGAAGGUCUCCAAGGAAAAGAUGGAUUAAAGGGGAGCCCAGGAGGAAGGGGACUUCCUGGAGAGGAUGGAGAAAAUGGAGAUACAGGCUUACCAGGGGCUGUAGGACCCUUGGGUAGACCAGGUCUAAUGGGCCCUCCG